Messenger RNA from Vombatus ursinus (common wombat), 860 nucleotides. Its product is annotated as UPF0688 protein C1orf174-like. Lineage: Eukaryota; Metazoa; Chordata; Mammalia; Diprotodontia; Vombatidae. Bases 91 to 834 code for a protein of 247 amino acids. The transcript is spliced from 4 exons. The record is from RefSeq and is a predicted model, not a curated record.
UGGUGUCUCCCCGGGUCGCGGGUCAGGUGCGCAAGGGAGCGUUAGCCCCGGGAGCUGGGGACGUCGCGGUGGCGGCGGCGCCUCAGACUCAUGAGGAGCCGGAAGCUUGCAGACGGGGUGCGCUCUUCAGCACGCCUAAGGAGCAAAAACUGCCCAGCAACCAGAGCUGCCUCGGCUCAAGAAGUAGAUGUUUCCAAAUCUACAAAAACAGUGUGUUUGGCGUCAUCACACAAAGCAACUGAGAGACGUACUUCCAAGACACUGAAGUAUGAAAAAGAUGGUUUCAUCAAGUCAGAAUUACGAGAACUAACUACCAAAAAGGAAAAAACUUCUUUGUCAAAAACAGCAUCUGAAACCUCAAGUGAGAAUGGGCCUCUGGAGCGUGCUGAGCACAAAGCAUUGCCGCCAAGUAACGAAGCUAAUACUUCCAAGAUUUGUGAGCAGCAAAUAGAAAGGAAUGAGAAUGGGCUUUCUCAUCACGGUCACUCCAGAGAGGUGGGCAACAGUUGCUUAACAAAGACUGAAAAUGACUUGGCCCCCUCAAAAUAUAAAGAAAAUCUGCUAGAGGAAGACAUGUGUAAGCAUGGUGCUGUGCUGCUCGGGGAGGCUGGGUCGGAGGCAGAUCCCCAGAAGACACCGUGCCACAUAGACAGUAGCAUCUUUUUAGACGAAGAUAGCAAUCAGCCAAUGCCAGUGAAUCGAUUCUUUGGAAAUGUCGAGCUCAUGCAAGACCUUCCGCCAGUUUCUCCACCUUGUCCUUCAAUGAGCAGACGGGAAUUCAGAAAAAUGCACUUCAGAGCCAAAGAUGAUGAUGAUGAUGAUGCAGAAAUGUAGAUAUUUAAUAAAACAUUAAAAAAUUA